UGAAACUCGCUCUGUCAGGAUUGUAAAAGAAGGGGACAGAUAAAACUUAGUUCGUGUGGACUUUCUGGAAAGUUUUUUAAUACUAUUUAUGAAUUUACUCAGCAAAGGAGACUUUUAACACCGGAAACCAGCAAGUUACAAGAUGAAGAGCCUCAAGUAUCGAUUGAAAAAGCACGAAGUUACCAUCACAAACACAGACUGGAACAAGUAUGAUGAUCGGCUGAUGAAGGCGGUGGAACGCAGCGAGGUGGACAAGGUCGCUGCUGUUCUCAGCAAGAAGGGCAUCAUCCCCACCAAGCUUGAUGUGGAAGGACGCUCAGCGUUUCAUUUGGCUGCGACGCGAGGACACCUCGACUGUCUCAAUCUCAUCCUGGGACACCAUGUUGAUAUCACUGCAACUGAUGCCACUGGUAAAAACGCUCUUCAUCUGGCCUCAAGAAAUGGACAUUCUCUGUGUGUGCAGAAACUCUUGCAGCACAACUGUCCAGUUGGAAAUGUGGACCUACAAGGAAGAACAGCUCUACAUGAUGCUGUCAUGGCUGGCUGCUCCUCCAGCGUAAAACUUCUCUGUGACAGUGGGGCUUCUGUGAAUGCCAGUGAUUUUGAUGGCAGGACACCUCUAGUGCUGGCGACCCAGAUGUGUCAUCCACGCAUCUGUCAGCUGCUGCUGGAGCGAGGGGCUGACAUCACCACCCGGGACAAACAGAGCAAGACAGCGUUGAUUCUGGGCUGCGAGUACGGCUGUAAGGACGCAGUGGAGGUGUUGCUGAAGAGUGGCGCCGACGUAAAGGCAGUUGACGGCUUGGGUCAUGAUGCAUUUCACUACGCUCGCCUCAGCAAGAACGCGGAGCUUGUUGCGAUGGUCAAAAGUUACCUGGACAAAGCCACCAGAGAUAAAGAGGCUGCAAAGAUAGAACAGUGGAAGCGACAGCACUCAGUGGAGAGAGCAGAGGCAGCUGAGGUUACCAGAAGGGAUCAGAUCAUACAUGACCUGGAGAGGCAGAACGAGCAACUGCAGGAAAAUCUCAGGAAGUACCACCAGGAUCAGAGAGCGCUGGUAGAUAAGGUCAACAUGCUACAGCAACAGCUCACACAGGAAAAGAUCACCGUGGAAGACACUCAGAAAGAGAAGGAGCAGUUGAAGGUGUUACUCAGCACCAAAGACAGAGAGGAAGGAGCUCGAGGGCUGGAGACUGUCAAGGUCCAACUCCGGAGCACUUUGGGGGACUACUCUGGGCAGUCUGUUAUCAAAGGUAAAGAAAACAUUUUGGUCAAACAAGCGCUCAGCCUGGACUCUGAUAAGAAUCCUGCCAUGUCGCGUUCGCUGUCCAGACCUCCAGAGAAGAGUCCGCCCGCUGUAGGCUGGGACCUCUCUGGUGAACUGGACGCACUCCGACAUGAACUUGAGGCUGUCAGGAGAAGACAACAGGCGGCUGAGGAUGAAACUGCACGGCUUCAAUCUGCCCUGAACCGUAAAACCCGAGAGUGCCAAGAGCUGGUUCAGAGCCGAGACACCAUCCAGAAGCAGGCGGACCAGCAGGUUCAAGAACUGGAGGACGCCUUGGGCGACGUCCAGAAGAGGAUGCUGGACUCUGAGUGUAAGGUCAAACAGCUGCAAGCCCAUGUAGUCGCUGUGAAGGAACACUUAGGAGGCCAGGGGACGGAAGAAAUGCGCGCCCAGCUCCAGGAUAUCAAGGCCAAGUAUGAAGGAGCUUCGGCCGAAGUUGGACGCGUUCGUAACCGCCUCAAGCAGAGCGAGAAGGCCUUGGAGGAGUACAAGAGCAGCGAGAGCCAGCUGGCAGCAGAGGCAGACAGGCUGAACCAAGAGCUGGGAGCUCUGACUGCAGAAAGAGAUGAGCUAGCGGAACACCUUCUAGAAAUGGAAACACACCUGAAGGAGGUCCAGACUAAACAUAGCAACACGGUACCUGCUGAGAAGUUUGACAACAUGAAAAACCUGCUGACCAACGCAGUUGAUGAGAAGGAGCGUCAGAUCGCUGAGCUGAGGGAAGACUAUGAUCGUGUGCUGGAGGAGGUUGCUGAGCUCCAUCGAAAGCUGGACUGUCCUUCAUCCCAGGGAGGACCGGGGGCGAUGUCUGCUGAGGAGCAACAGAAGAUACAGGCGGCUCUGGAAGAGCAGAACGCUUCAUUGAAAAGGAAGUUGGUUGAUGUGACCACCAGAAGCCAGGCUCUAAUUCAGGAGGUCGAGGAGAGCGAGGAGGAGAGAGAUUUGCUACGAGAGCAGCUGGAGGAGCUCAACAGCAGGAUUGAGAUGGACUUUGUGCCCGUGAAGUUGCAUGAUGACGCCCGGAGGAACAUGGUGACAGCUUUGGAGGAGCUGGAGGACAAACUGGUGGAGGCCAGUGAACGCUAUGGAAAAGCAGAAGCGCAAGUUCAACAGCUUCAAACUGAGAGGGCCACACUGCAGGAGAACAUCAGCAGUCUCCAAAGUGCCAGCGAGAGACGCCUGAGUGAAAUCGACGCUCUGAGAUCUCAGAACGCCGACCUGAUGAAGAAACUUGAAGUUUUGGAGAGGAAAUGUGAAGACAGAGAUAAAGAGUGUGUGCAGCUGUCCACACAGAGCCAGACUCUGAAACAGAGCUUGGAGGGAGAGUACGUUCCCAGACAGCAGCACGAGCAAGUGAGGAUGGAGUUAAGCUCCACCUUAGAGAGCGUUAAAGCAGAGAUGUUGAAGUUGGAGACCAAAGGAAAAGAAAGUGGGGAAGAAUUGAAGAAUGUGAAAGAAGAAAAUGAUAAGUUGAAAGAAAAGUUGGAGAGAGUCCUGUUGGAGAUGAAAAUAGAUUAUAUGAGCGUAAAAGACCACAAAGCAGUUGCAGACAAGUUGAACGCUGCCGUGGUCGAGGCAGAGAACAGAGCGAACGAAGCGUCGGCAAGGUAUGUGUCAACUCAGGAGGAAAAUGUAAAGCUUACUGAAGAACUGGAGGCUCAGAAGAGAGAACUUGAUACCAUACAGGAGGCUAUUCAGUCCAAGUUUAUCCCAGUGACUGCGGCUCAGGAAAAAGAACACUCUUACGGCGCCCAGGUGAAGGAGUUGACGGCCAAGCUGUUGGAAAUGGAGGAGAAGUAUAACAAGGAAAGGUCUGCUGGAGAGAGCAACAAGCAGGAGAGGGAGAAGCUAAAAGUUGAGAUUGAAUCUGUUCAACAGAGACUAGACUCUGCUGUCGUUAGCAGUGAAAAGCACAAGAAUGUGGAGGAAGAGUACAAGGCUAAAUUUGAGGAUUUAACUCAAAAGUUUGUUGACUUAGAGCAGCAGCACGAAGAGGUGACGCAUCAGAACGCUGAUCUUCAAAACCAGAACGCCCUCAGCAACACUCAGAUCCAGAAUCUCCAGGAGCGUCUGAAAUCAGAGUUGACUCGGAUAGCAACAUACGACACAGAGCUGAAAGCCCUCCAUGACGCCAUGCAACAAGCCCAGGCUGACUGCAAAAAGGCAAGAGAGGCUCAGCAGGAGGAGGCCCAGAGGGUCUGUGCCUUACAGAAAGAAGUUCAGGAGCUCCACGGGGAUCAGACGUCUCUGCUGCAACAACAGGCCAAGACCAAGGACGCCCUGGAGGCUGAGGUCGCUAAGCUUCGAUUGGCUCUCCGCGAAGAAGAAGAGAACGGCGCCCAGAGGGCUGAAGAUGUAUCUGCGCUGCAAUCUGAGCUCCUUCAGGCCACGCAGGCUCUCGAGGAUGUUCGUGACAAGGAAGACCAAAUGAACCAGCUGAAGAAGGAGAAACAGCAGCUGGAGGAGGAGGCUGCCAACCUGAGCAGCAAGCUGCUGAGCUUAGCGGAGGAGAGCGAAGAGGCCCAUCGGGAGGCGACUCAGGCGAGGGAGGGUGAGAGCAGGGCCCGGACAGAGAUGGAGGCCGUCCAGGAGAAGGGACACGCCAUUGAGAGAGAAAUCAGGGAGCUGAAGGAGAGAUAUGAUGAGUCGCUCAGCACCAUCUGUGAUCUUCAGAGGAGGAUUCAGACAUCAUCUCAGCAGACUGAAGCCAAAGACAAGAAGAUCACAGAGUUGCUGACAGAUGUCGAGCGAUUGAAGCAGGCACUGAAUGGUCUGUCCCAGCUAGCAUACACGAGCAACGCACCCAACAAGAGACAGACGCAGCACAUCGACACACUCCACGCUCAGAUCAAGAGCCUACAGCAACAGCUGGCUGAUGCUGAGAGGCAACACAGGGAGGUGGUUUCAAUAUACCGAACCCAUCUUCUCAGCGCAGCACAGGGCCACAUGGAUGAGGACGUCCAGGCUGCCUCUGCAGAUCAUCCGCAUGAGACAGGAGUUUGUGUGUUAAAGCUUCCUCUGACAAAACAGAUGCUACCUGCUGACUCAAAUUCACCAUUCUCACAUCUCCCAUGGCUGAGUCCCCUGCUGUGGCCCCUGUGGGUGCCCAGCGUGUGUUUGUCAGUCAUACAGCAUCCUCUCUGCCCUGAAACCCCCCCCUUUUUUUGUAGUGUGGCUGCACUUUGGUUCCCAGAUAUCUGAGGGCCUUUUCACACCUGAAAGUCUGAACCAGGCUUCAUAUUUAUGUUAUAUAGUGUACAUUUGAUCUGGUUAGAGUCGGUUUCAAGUUGCAAUUAUGCAGCGUACUAAAGACCUAUACAUGACAUACCUACAUCCUGUCAUCAUGACCUUCAUAUGCUGCUCUGUCGUCCUCUGGUAUCCCCUUCCUCUCAUCCUUUGGGAAAAUAAUUCAGUGUCAUAAUUUUUUAAAGUUGUCUCCUCCUCUCCCCUGUGCACUGUGGCUCAUUUUGUUAUGUUGUGUUGUUCAUGGACAAACUGAAACCUGCAUAGUCCAUUCACUACCACUGACUUCACUUACUACUCAUUUCUCCUCUGCUUCUAUCGCCAACACCUGUCUGCUCUGAGCGCAGCCACUACACACAAGGUGCUAAACUACUCUUAUCACUUGAUGACAGCCUGCCAAAUGUUUCUGUAAUUGGUCUGAUUGGCCUUUCAAAAAAAUGUUUUCACACAAAAAACAAACCAAACCAUUGCUCAGUUUGAUCCUUGCUGAGACCACCUCUUUUUGCUGAUGUUCAGCUGUUUGGUGUGGACUGUGGUCACACCUCCAACUCUGGUUGGGCUCAAACUAAAAAGUUCGAAAGUCGGACCAAACGAGGUAGGUGUGAAAGGGCCCGACAUCUCUGUGCUGUGGGUGAAAGUGAGUAACUUUAGAUUUUAGAUACAAAUGUGUUGUUUUCAACUUCAGUGAAUGAAAACUCAUUUUACUUCAAGCUGUCACUGUAUCAAUUUCUGCAUCAAACUGACCUGUGAAAUCAUUUUGACUCAAUGAUCUUCAUAUAUGCAGGAACAUUUUUCAGUUUUUCUUACAGUGCAGUCUGUGAAAAUGAGAUUCCAUACAUUUAUGUUCAAUUUGUUCUAAAUGAUGCAAAUCUGUGCAGCUUUAUGCAGCAUUAACUCAUUAUAUUCAGUGAUCAUGGGAGUCAUGUUAGAUGUAGGUCCCUCUCAUAGAUCGCUCACCGCUGAAAUGCUCAGCUGAAAUGUAACACGGACAUGAACACAAAGACCACUUUUCACAUUCCCACCUGACCGUCAGCUCUCAUACAGUACGUUUUAGUGUUCAACAGCAUGUUUGAGGGAUAGAUACACAUUUUUAAAGUGGACCUUAAAGGAUGAGUUCACAGUUAAAGGAGUGAAUGCUGCAGUAGGUUUAACUGUAAUUAUUCCUCCUGGUUAUUCUGGACACGAAAAGAUCGUUUAAAAAAUUGUGAACCUGUCCUUUGAUACAAUACUCACAUGCCAACAUGUGCAUUGAAGGAGUUACUGGUCCCUGUAGACUGACUGGUUGUGAAGAGAUCUCUUGCCCUUUGAGAUGUGUGUUUUUAAGUUUUUUUAGUGAUUUUGUUUCUCACUCUGCAUGUGGGAUUUUACUACCUUGAUUGCUUUUGAAAAAAUCUUUGCAUAAAAUACACCGAGCUUCGUAUGCGUAGCCUUGUACUGGGUUCAGCCAUGCUGCAAAAUCUUGGUUAGGUAGCCAAUUUUUGUUGAAUCUCCACUUUCCAGAUGUCGUAUAGGGCAGUGGUUCCCAGCUGGUGGGUCGCUGGUCCAUUCUGAGUGGACCGCAAGUUACUCACGAGUGUGUCCAGUUUGUAAAAAAACACCCUUUAUUUUGAAGUACAGUGAAUUUCUUGUGCAGAGCUUUCGUGUUGAAGUGCUGUUUCCUGCUGUAGAGUUACUGACUAACAGACAACUACUUAACAGAGACGGCAAAGUAGUUCAACAACAUGGCCAAACGCAAGUAUGAUGCUAAAGAUAAUUAACCAUAGGACCCUGAGAUAAUGACUAAGGAGAAAUCUGGACCCCGUGGCUGUUUUUACAUUUUACAUGAGAAAAAUAACAAAUCCUACUGUCCAUGUCUUUGCAUUUUAAGACUUAAAAGAUUUAUUUAAGAUGUUUUAAUACUAAUUAAGGCCUUGUUUUUAGACUCGUGAAUUUAGUGUCUUAUCAGACUUUUUAAAGGAUCAGCAGGAACCCUGUAUUAUAAGAUUAGCAGUAUGAAUUAGUUACAUCAAGUGGGUGUCUUUCAAGGUUAUGGUCUUUUUUUUUAGUAUGAGAUUUCCUCUUUGUGUGUCCUCGCUGAGCUGCAGGGACAACACUUCAAGAAGAAGGGUGAAUUUUGCUGUAAAAUCUCUGAUUUUUGAUGUAUGUUUGCACAGACAGAGGACUGUAGAUUUGUCCCCCAUCUCUUACACCGAAACAGCAUUAGUAGGGGAUCCUGUCACAUCCAGUGUGGACAGAACGACUAAUUACAGCAUCCAUUAACUCUCUUAAUGCACAUGUGGGCAUCUGAGUGUUGUUUAUGUGAACCUAUCCUUAAACCUUGUUCAUGUCACUUGUAACACUUCAGCUUCUUGAUUUAGAUGUUUCUCUUUUUCAUUUUGUGGCGCAGUCAUCAUCUCCUGGAGGCCCAAACUCAUGUCAGAAUCAUCCAAAGACCCACAGAGGGUAAAACAAUCAUCCAAAUCUAAAACUAGUCACCAUUUUGGUACAUGGUGGAUAGUAAUAUGACAGAUCUGGGAGUCAUGUCACUCACAGUCUUGUUACAGAAGUCUGGACAUGGUUUGUGCUGGAUUUGAGUCAUGGAGGAGUGUGGAGUGGAGCUCUCUGUGCUGUGUCCUACAGUUUGCAGUGGGAUGUCGUCCUUUUGUUGAAACCAGAGUGUCCUCUAGUGGAGAGACUUGGCAGGCCAGGUUGAUAGAAAUUGUAAUAAUCAGUGUGGCCCAGGGGUAGGCAGCUGUUGUUUUUGGUGGCUGUAAUAUCUGCUGGGAAAUUUAUUAUGAAUCCAACAGUGUAGAAAAUGAAUGUGAAACUAAACAGAGCUUUGUCUGUCUGUUGCUUUGCAUCACUACAUUUAAACCAAACCCCCUUUAAAGAAGCAAGAAGCUGAUUUAAUAAGUUUGAUUUAAUGUUGACUUAAAAUAAAACCUAAUUUCCGCAGCAGUGAACUCUCCUAGAACAAGGGCUGCGUACCCCUGAGCCAGCUAUUUGUGACUCUUGGUGGUGUCGUGUAGUGGUGUUGUGAUUGUUGAGCGAGUCUCUUAUGCCUUUACACUGAUAUAUUUUUCAUAGCUUUGUACUUCUUUAAUUACUGUACUACAGUGUGACAAUUCUGAUAUUCAGCAGGUCUGGAAGUAGAACGGCACAGAACACGUUCAGGGUAACAUUUACUGUAGAUGUGACAAGAAUAGAACUGAUUAUUUUUGUAGAUAGACAAACCCCCUAACGAUUAGCUAUAUGAAGCACUCCUGUCUUUAACUUUCAGCUAACACACUUCAACAAGUCAAAUUUAUCGCUCUCUGUUUUUAUAUUUUGGCCAAAAACUCUGUUUACACCAACAGAUAGUUUAGAAAAUACCUCUUUGCAUUUUGUUAUGCAGAUGUUAGGAAUUAACACUUUCUGUCUUCUCUCAUCCGUUAACAUAGACUUUAAACUGAAUCCAGCUAAAUCUCUAAAUAAAUAUACUGUAUACCAAUCUGUUUAAAUUGGUUGAUGUCUUGACAAUAAUAUCUGUGUUUGUGAAUCAGUAAUACAAAAUCAAUAAAAGUGCCUAACAUAGAAAACUA
Molecule: messenger RNA, 8091 nt
Organism: Epinephelus lanceolatus (giant grouper)
Lineage: Eukaryota; Metazoa; Chordata; Actinopteri; Perciformes; Serranidae
Gene: uacab
Product: uveal autoantigen with coiled-coil domains and ankyrin repeats b
Molecular function (GO): actin binding
Source: RefSeq, a predicted model, not a curated record